Molecule: messenger RNA, 729 nt
Organism: Caenorhabditis elegans
Lineage: Eukaryota; Metazoa; Nematoda; Chromadorea; Rhabditida; Rhabditidae
Gene: mihp-1
Product: MIP-1-5
Exons: 5
Coding region: 41-403 (120 amino acids)
Cellular component (GO): extracellular region
Source: RefSeq, marked reviewed
GGGUCUACAAAACAAAAGAAGGCGCAAAAAGAAAAGAAAUAUGCAGCUGAUACACUUUAUUGUUGGUUUGGCAAUGCUCAUCUCAUUGAGUUUGGCGGCUUCAGACGAUCGUGUGUUGGGAUGGAAUAAGGCACACGGAUUGUGGGGUAAACGGUCUGUUCAAGAAGCGUCGCAAGACAAGAGAACCCCUCAAAAUUGGAACAAACUGAACAGUUUAUGGGGAAAACGGUCUGCUUCUUCGUUCGAUGACGAUUACACAACUGAAAACGGAGAUGAUGACGUGACGAUGUUGUACAAAAGGAGCAAUUUGAGCCCUCGAUUUCUGGGCAGGAUGACGUUUGCGAGAAUUCCAAAAAUAUCACCAGCUCAAUGGCAACGUGCCAAUGGUCUUUGGGGAAGAUAACUUUAAAAAAGUUGAAUUUCCCGCCAGCCCGCCAACACUUCCAUGCCAAAUUCCACCGCCAUCACGAUACUUCGAAGUUAAAAUUUAUUUUUCAUCUCCUUUUUCCUACAUUUUCCCUAUUUUUGUGCUUUUUGUCCUAAAUUAUUGAGGUUUUUUGAAAUUUUUUGAGAUCGUCACUCUUCAGUUGAAAAUUUUUGUUUAUUAAAAAAACAUUUUGUGUCUACACCCUGCUUGUAUUUCUUUUCUUCUUUUUCAAAAUCAACAUUAUUUGUUCGCCGGAUUUAAAUAUUUCACUUUUCCAACAAAAAAUGAAUAUGUUUUUCGUG